This is a messenger RNA of Euleptes europaea (tarantolino), 1026 nucleotides long. Its product is annotated as mRNA decay activator protein ZFP36-like. Bases 7 to 1026 code for a protein of 339 amino acids. The record is from RefSeq and is a predicted model, not a curated record. Gene Ontology annotation, molecular function: mRNA binding; metal ion binding. NCBI's taxonomy places the organism in Eukaryota, Metazoa, Chordata, Lepidosauria, Squamata, Sphaerodactylidae. The transcript has 2 exons.
CCCGCCAUGAGCUCCAUCCUGGACGUCAGCACUUUGUACGAGAACCUGCUCAACCUGUCCCUGAGCGAAGAGCAUGAUGCGCCGGGCUCUCACGUCUCCCGGCGCCACUCUGCCUGCUCCUCAGACACGCCCUACAGCAGCGGGGACCCUUCCCCGGUCUGGCCCCUGCGCAGCCACUGGAGCCCCAGCGCCGAGCAGCUGCGGCCCAUGGCCGAGGAGUCCCGGCGCCCCCCUCUGCGCCCGGACCGCUCGGUCAGCCUCAUCGAGGGCAAGGCCCUGCCGCCCCCUCCGCCAGGCUUCCCGCCCCUCAAGCUGAGCGCCCAGGCCCCGGCCCUCUCCUCGCGCUACAAGACGGAGCUGUGUCGCACUUUCAGCGAGACGGGCAAGUGCAAGUACGGGGCCAAGUGCCAGUUUGCCCACGGCGCCACCGAGCUGCGCACGCUGACCCGCCACCCCAAGUACAAGACGGUGCUGUGCCACAAGUUCUUCCAUCACGGGGACUGCCCCUACGGCUCUCGGUGCCAUUUCAUCCACUACCCCGAGGAGGCCCGCUUCCACUCGGCUGGCUCCUCGCCGCAACUCUUGCGCCAGAGCGUCAGCUAUUCUGAGGGGCCGGCUGCCCGCCGGGUAUCUCCUUUGCCCGGCUUCCCUGACCCUGCCUCCUUUGCCCGGGCUCCGUCGACCUCGCCGCCACCCGACCUCCUUUCUCCAACCUUCGGCCGCCUGAACUCGGAGCCCGUCCCUCGCAAUUCCACCCUGGGCGAGGCCACGUCCGGCUCCAGAAUGUGCUUGUCGUGCCGAUGUGGACAAUCCGCCGCCCUCAGUCCGUUCUACUUCUCUGCCGCCCCCGGGACUCCGGUCUCGACGGCCUCCGCUCUGCCUCGAACCCCCUCCGACAGCUCCCUCUCUGACCUGGAGAGCUCCAGCGGCUCUGAUUCGCCUGUCUUCGAGGUGCCACCCCCCGGCGGGCUGGCGGGGGGCACCCACAGGCUGCCUAUCUUCAACCGGCUUUCUGUCUCGGACUGA